GCAUCCUUGUCCUGCCACGUGACAGAUCUCCAGAAAUGGAUCGUUCGAGGCUGGGUACAACGAAUCAGAGGGGGAAAUUGCAAGGCAUCAAAUCAUCUCGUCUCGACAAAAGUCUCCUGUUCAUAGCCUAACAAACCACGCGAUUCGGAGUCCACGGAUACCACAACCACCGAUGCCUUGCUGAAACAAACUCUUCCAGCUUUAUAAUCUCUCUCAGCCCGCUUGGUCAUACUUGUAUUCGACACCCUUUUUUGUCCUACCCUUCUCUACGGAUACAUCCUUUUGAGCAGCCAACUCCAGCUCGUGGCGAACCCUGCGGAUACCGCUCUUUUCUACCUCCCAGAAAUAUCUCUCGCCAUGUCGCCCUCACGCACGCUUCCAACCUUCCUGCAAUCCGAGUUAGCCUCUCACAAUACGGAAAAGAAUUGUUGGGUUACCAUUGGGACUCGAGUGUUUGAUGUGACAGACUUCGUCGACAGUCAUCCAGGGGGCGGUGAUCUGGUGUUGGAAUAUGGAGGCAAAGAUGUUACCGAAAUAUUGAAGGACGAGGAUUCGCAUACCCACUCCGAGGCCGCAUAUGAAGUGUUGGAAGAUGGAUUUAUUGGCUUUGUUGCGACCGAGAAAGUUAUCGAAACCAGUGUCAAAAGCUCCCACCCGGAUCGCAUCGUUCCUCUUCCACCUACCCUCGAUGGCGCCUCUGAGCUCAGGGAGAACGGCUCUGGGAGCCAAGUUCCAGUGUACCAAGCAACGGGCAUGUCUUCUGCUGAUGAUCUUUCCAAGGAGACCGACCUCGCCACCGACUACAAAACACACAAGUUCCUCGAUUUGAAUAAGCCUUUGCUCUUGCAAGUUUGGUUCGGAGGAUUUAGCAAGGAGUUUUAUUUAGAGCAAGUUCAUCGUCCUCGGCAUUACAAAGGAGGAGAAUCGGCACCUUUAUUUGGAAACUUUCUAGAGCCUUUGUCAAAAACACCAUGGUGGGUUAUACCUACGAUAUGGCUUCCUGCAAUUACAUACGGUACCUAUACUGCAAGAGCGGGAUGCACUAGUGCUUUUCAAGAGGCUUCGUACUGGUUCUUUGGCCUAUUCCUAUGGACUUUGGUAGAAUAUGUUCUACACAGAUUUUUAUUUCACCUGGACAAGUAAGUAUCCUAAAUUGCAAUCUUGGAAACAUGAGCUAAUCGAAUAAUUAUAGAUGGCUGCCAGACAACCGAGUUGCCUUGACCCUCCACUUCCUUCUCCACGGUAUCCACCAUUACCUACCCAUGGACAAACUCAGACUCGUCAUGCCACCUACGUUGUUCCUCGCUCUAGCAAUUCCCUUUUACAAACUUGCACAUUUCAUCUUCUACUGGAACGACUCGAUCGCAUUGUCUGUAUUUUGUGGUGGUGUCUUCGGAUAUGUCUGUUACGAUUUGACCCAUUACUUCUUGCACCACAGAACUCUGCCAGCUUACUGGAGAGAGUUGAAGAAAUACCACCUCCAACAUCACUUUAUGGAUUACGAGAAUGGUUUUGGUGUCACCAGUCGAUUCUGGGAUAGUGUUUUCGGAACAGAACUUGCUCCUCCACCAACCAAAUCACUGUAG
This is a messenger RNA of Hymenoscyphus albidus, 1586 nucleotides long. The record is from the annotation of a GenBank genome assembly. NCBI's taxonomy places the organism in Eukaryota, Fungi, Ascomycota, Leotiomycetes, Helotiales, Helotiaceae.